GUCCGCAGCUACGCAUGUACGCUUUGUCCCUGGAGCUAAUGUUUGCUACUGCAGCUUAUUGUUGUCUUCUUCCGGGCUUCUGCUCAUGGUGUGUUUUGUAUCUGAACGAACACGUGUAUUUAGUGACAUUAUAUGAGGUCCCAAUCGCUGUUUUGAAUGGACAUUUGAGCCUGAACACCUUAACGCGUUUGCUAUAAAGGCGACUGAUGAGUUACUGUUGGCGAAAAUGAAUCUGCUAACCUAGCAGACAAUGCGGACUUAACGUUAAAUCAGUAGAUUUAGCUAUGGCGCUCAGGACGCAGGCUAUAAUAAAUGAGGAUGUUUGUGUUUUACUGCGUGUAAAGAGCAAAACAUUUUCACAGAUGUAGCAGAAUACCAAAGGAUUGAACAUGUCUACCACCAUGAUCAAAACAAGACAAACGGAGAAGGAAAUCAAUGGAGUCAGGACGCAGGUCAUCUGUACCGAAUUCAGCAAUUAUAUAUUCAUAGUUCUCACACAAUAUGGGAAGAUUGGAACGUUGGUGUCCGUCACACCAGAAUCCAAAUCAAGUGAUGUCAGCAUGCCAAUGUUCACCACCAAAGUACUGAUGGGAAAAGAUGAGCCUUUAACACAUGUGUGUGCCAAAAACCUGGCAACCUGUGUGUCACAAGAGGCUGGCAACAGGCCUGUGUUGCUGGGACUGGCCCUUAAGGACUCCUCUAUAGAGGCUGUGAAACUCAUGAGAGACCUCAUCAAAAGCUGUCAAGUCUGGUAGCAGAUCAUGAGUCAGGCUGCCAAAGGAUGUCAAAGACUGUAAAAAAAAAAGUUUAAAAAGACACAACUGUCUAAUGUUUGUCAUUUUCAUGUUGUCACUUCUUUAACUAUGUGUUCCUUUUAAGAAUAAAUUGUUGUCAAUUCGAGAUCAAUGUAAUAAAUGGCUUAUGCUGACUGAAUAUGUAUAUGAGCACCAUUUGAUUUAUAUUCCUGUCCUUAAAUGAAACAUCACCGACUUUGAAUGCAUGUCUGCAUUGCAAUGCAACCCCACCCUGCGUUCCUUCUCAAGAGUUCUUCCUUGCUAUUUAAGGGAGUAUUUUCUUGCCCUCUGUGGGGCUAGGGUCAGGGUCAUAAAUAUAUAGCCUGUUAAGUCCUUAGAGACAGUACCUGUGAUUAAGGGCAAUACAAAUUAAAUUGAAUGUCUGAACUGGGUUGACACUAUCAAAUGUCAUCAAUGAUCCGCUUCCACCAUUGAUUAUUCAACCUAAGUCUGUAUCUCGCUGUAUUACAUUCUGGAAUAAACCAUCUAUUCAACCCUUUUA
This is a messenger RNA of Gadus morhua (Atlantic cod), 1296 nucleotides long. It is a transcript of the gene psmg3, whose product is annotated as proteasome (prosome, macropain) assembly chaperone 3. The record is from RefSeq and is a predicted model, not a curated record. Lineage: Eukaryota; Metazoa; Chordata; Actinopteri; Gadiformes; Gadidae. Gene Ontology annotation, biological process: proteasome assembly. Bases 390 to 755 code for a protein of 121 amino acids. The transcript has 3 exons.